This is a messenger RNA of Haplochromis burtoni (Burton's mouthbrooder), 3803 nucleotides long. It is a transcript of the gene shkbp1, whose product is annotated as SH3KBP1 binding protein 1. The record is from RefSeq and is a predicted model, not a curated record. Gene Ontology annotation, molecular function: protein binding. Bases 82 to 2655 code for a protein of 857 amino acids. The transcript is spliced from 17 exons. NCBI's taxonomy places the organism in Eukaryota, Metazoa, Chordata, Actinopteri, Cichliformes, Cichlidae. Gene Ontology annotation, biological process: protein homooligomerization.
CGGAAACAGAGUUUAUCACCGAAAAAUGGAUUAAAACUGUGUCUUUGGCGGUCAUUGUCGGAGUCUCCGGGCCUUUAGAGGAUGUCCACCACGGCGAGGAGCGGAGACAUCAUCCACCUGAACGUCGGAGGGAAGAGGUUCAGCACCUCCCGCCAGACGCUCACCUGGGUCCCUGACUCCUUUUUCUCCAGCCUUUUGAGCGGCCGGAUCUCGACUCUGAAGGAUGAAACUGGAGCUAUCUUCAUCGACAGGGACCCCUCCCUGUUCGCGACCAUCCUCAACUUCCUGCGGACCAAAGAGCUCCACCCGCGCUCCAUCAACGUGCACAUGCUCAUGCACGAGGCCGAGUUCUACGGCAUCACACCGCUCGUGCGUAAGCUGCAGCUGUGUGACGAGCUGGACCGGUCGUCCUGCGGAAACGUGCUUUUCAACGGUUACCUGCCGCCUGCAGUGCACCCGGCGAAGCGUCGGAACCGUCACAGCGUGGCCGGGUCGCAGUUCAUGGCGGGCCGCGUUGUUCCUGUAGAGCGAGCGCCGGUCCGACGCAGCAACACGAUGCCUCCAAACCUCGGGAAUUCUGGGAUACUGGGAAGAGGCAUGAACGAGGAUCGGACGUCAGGAGGGCACUCAUCUGACCCCGGCAUGGUUCGGAUCAUCUGCGGCCAUCAUAACUGGAUCGCUGUGGCCUACGCGCAGUUCGUGGUCUGCUACAGGGUGAAGGAGUCGACCGGGUGGCAGCAGGUCUUCACCUCUCCCCGCCUCGACUGGAUGAUCGACAGAGUCGCGCUCAACGCCAAAGUGAUGGGCGGGUCGCUGGGAGACAACGACAAGAUGGUGGCUGUCGCCUCGGUGACAGAGAUCAUCCUCUGGUCCAUUUGCCCUGAUGGCAACGGCAAUGAAAUCGGCGUCUUCAGUCUCAAUGUCCCCGCUGAGGCUCUCUUCUUUGUUGGUAACCAGCUCAUCGCCACCAGCCACACGGGGAAGGUGGGGGUGUGGAACGCAGUCACCAAACACUGGCAGAACCAGGAUGUGGUUCCCAUCAGCAGCUACGACACCGCCGGCUCCUUCCUUAUCUUGGGCUGCAACAACGGCUCCAUCUACUACAUCGAUGUUCAGAAGUUUCCUCUGAGGAUGAAGGAUAACGACCUGCUGGUGACGGAGCUGUACAGAGACCCGACCGAAGACGCCAUCACCGCUCUCAGCGUCUACCUCACACCCAAAACAAGUGACAGCGGGAACUGGAUCGAGAUUGCGUACGGGACCAGCUCGGGGACUGUUCGCGUCAUCGUCCAGCAUCCAGAGACCGUGGGCUCAGGGCCUCAGCUUUUUCAGACCUUCUCUGUCCACCGCAGCCCCGUCACCAAGAUCAUGCUGUCGGAAAAGCACCUCAUCUCAGUUUGUGCAGAUAACAACCACGUGCGGACGUGGACGGUGACUCGCUUCAGAGGAAUGAUCUCCACCCAGCCGGGGUCCACGCCGCUCACCUCCUUCAAAAUCCUCAGCCUGGACGACGUGGACGGGCACGGAGGCUGCAGCGCCGGGACCGAGAUCGGGCCGUAUGGAGAGAGAGACGAUCAGCAGGUGUUUAUCCAGAGAGUCGUUCCCGACACGGAUAAACUCUACGUCCGGUUGUCGUCCAACGGGAAGAGGGUAUGUGAGGUGCGUUCGGUGGAUGGGACCUCCAUCACGGCCUUCAUGGUCCACGAGUGCGAGGGCUCGAGCCGCAUUGGCUCUCGGCCGCGUCGCUACCUGUUCAGCGGCCACAGCAACGGCAGCAUCCAGAUGUGGGACUUGACCACCGCCAUGGAGAUCGCCGGCAAGGUCGACAUCAGAGCACUGGGCGGACCCACAGAGGAGGAGCUGCUGGAGCUGCUGGACCAGUGCGACCUGGCUCUGACCAGAACACCUGACAGCACACCCCGAGCUUCCACCUGCAGCCUUCACUCUCAGCUCAGCGAUGCCUUCAGGACAGAGCACCUUCGCUCUAUGGGAGGAGGACGAGGUGCAGCCGGAGGUUCGGGUUCGUCUGCGUCGCUGUACGGCAGCCUCCCCCGCCAGGCUCCGCCCCCCGUUCCCUUCGCUAAACCUGCCCGAGAAGCUGGCCUUUCACCUGGACUGCAACAAGGCCCCUCCUACCCCACCUGCAGCCAGACCAGCAGCCCCCGUCCCCUCAGGCAUCUGGACCGGGACAAAGAAUGUGGGUCUGUGCGCAGGGGGAGCUUUGUUGAGCGCUGCCAGGAGCUCGCCAAAGGUUCAGAGGCGGCUGUGAGCGUAGGGUUCCCGCCGGGGUCAGAGGGCAUCAGGCGGAGCCUGGCGGUGUGCAGUGAGUUGGAGGCCAAAUUCGGCCUUAGGACCCCUCCCACCUUCACUGUACCCCCUGCUGCUCGACAUUCACCUGGACCGCCAUCAUCGCUGUCCUCGUCACCGCUCUCGUCGUCAUUACACCGCAGGACCUCACCCGCUUCCCCGCCAAGCCCUGCCUCCGCAGCGGUGAGUCCGACCCGUUCUCAGGCAUCGGUCUCCCCUCGCCACAACACUGCGGCGUCACCCGUUGAUUCCUCGGGUACCCCCGAGAGUCCCCCAGGUCCCGACAGCCCCACCCCUUCUGGCCCGCCCACCAGCCCCAAACCACAUAUGAAUGAGACCAGCUUCUGAUUGGCUGAUCUGCCUGAGAGCUUCGGGUUCAGGUGGACACACGAUGGCUGAAAAAACUGAAAACAUGACUAAAAGCUGUUGUCAGGUGAGACGUGAAGAAGAAAAUGAUACGAUCAGCUCCUCCGGUGGUUUUUGAUAACGGCUGCAGAUCCACCUUCAGUCUUUAUUUCAGGUAAAACAAGAAAAGGCCCCAAGGCGAGGAGAAGUAACCUCUUUGGCACAAAAGCGUCUUUUAAUUAGAAUUGGAUGGUUGUGACAGGAUGAAGACCAGGUCAGAGCUGCUGCCGGAAGCCUGGGUUUGUUUGCACCACGUCAGCAUGCUGAUGCGUCGCUGUUAUCAGAGUAACCUGUCGCACUGUAACGUCACAGUUCAGCUUCUGGCAGCUGAAGAGACGGACGCUUCCUUGGGGAGGCGGUGGAGACCAAAAACUGAGCUAAAAGAGUAAAAUCCCAAACGGAGACUCCUCAGGUGAUCGAGCACAAAGCUGUUUGUAGCUUUUCUAACCAGCACUCUUUCUAACUUUUCUAACAGACUUCACAGUUUUGUCUUUUUAUUUCAUUUGUAUGUUUGCUGACUUACCGACCCUGAACGUCUCACAGCUGCUUUGAGGAAACCUGAUAAUUCCCCAGAAUCUCCAGGAACUUCCCUGGAACAAAAACUAAUUUGCAGAUGAAAUAAAAUAAUUAAAGGGUCAAAAACUGAAGCGAUUUGAAGGGAACUGAAUCUGUGUGCAUCAGGACUCAUUUCCCUGUUUGGGUCUUCAGGUCUCUGAAACCGCCUUUGAAGGUUUUAUGAACUCUACAUGUUUACUCUGGACGUUUUCAAACUCAUCAUGUCACCAAAAUAUCAAAAAUCCAAUUUAAAUUUAAAUUCUGAGCUCCUUUGAAGCUCAUUCCCUGGGAGUGCAGAGGGUGUAACUGUUUAGGUUUUCUGUAGUACACUUUAUGGCCAGCAGGGGGAGACUCCAGUACGGGAAUGUUAGGGGUGCAGCUCACCUGUUACCCAAUUUCUUCAUGGUGCGUUCAGGGCUGUCAGGCGAUUAUUUUUCACGACUUUCUACUGUUUCUCAGAUUUUGUAAGUUACCUAUGAAUCCUGAUGAUGCAUUAAUAAUCCUAAUCGAUAAUAAACAAUAAUAUAUCACUCAAA